Messenger RNA from Meloidogyne enterolobii, 597 nucleotides. The record is from the annotation of a GenBank genome assembly. Lineage: Eukaryota; Metazoa; Nematoda; Chromadorea; Rhabditida; Meloidogynidae.
AUGGAAGUAAUUUUAGCUAUAAAUCGUUGCAUUGAACUAUUAUCUUCUGAAUUAGCUAAAAAAAAUUUUUGGAGGUUGAAAAAUAAUUUUAUUGAAGAAAUUUCUGAAUCUUUCUCUUUUAUAUUAACAGGCAAAAGAUUGCUUUUUUGGCUUGGUAUUCCAUUAUUAUACGGUAUAUCCGUAGUUAUGUGGGAAAAGCAUGGUUUGUUUAGCGGCAUCUACUUUAGCUGGUUCCUCAAUCCGCACAUUGGAUAUAUUGAUGAUGUUAAUCAAGAAUAUCAGAACACUCUUAAUGCAUUUCACGAUUUAUUAAUUAUAUUCUUUCUGUCAAUUACUUACUUAACGUUUUUUAUAAUUUUUAUAAUAAAAUCCAAACAAGGAGGAAGUCAACAUAGCUACUCUGAAAUAAUGGUUUUUAAAAUUAAAUAUAGUCACAACCCUAAAUUUAAGAUUUUUCUUCAAAUCUUUUUGAUUAGCUUAUUUAAUAGUGCUGCUGCUUUUAUUUACGUUUAUAUGCAAUAUAUCCACAUUAAUGAAGUUGUAAUUAUAAUUGGUCAAAUAUGCUGGUUAAAUGCACACGGUGGAAAAUAUUUUUAA